GGUGCCAGCCCUCUUCUCUUGCGUUUUCCGCUUGCUGGCUACUAUACCUGCAGACGCGACGCCCUCUUCUCUUGCGUUUUCCGCUUGCUGGCUACUAUACCUGCAGACGCGACGCCCUCUCUUCGGCCACUGUUCUUCCUCGACGUAUCGUCACCGGCGAGCAGGCAUUGAUACGGGCCCUUCACCUACGCGGUCGACGACAUCACCCACGCUGCAGUUCUGCCCGGAAACUCGUCCCCAUUGAUCGCGAGCAUCGGCAUCUCGAACUGGCUGUGUGACUCUCCUGCGACGCACGACGACCUACAGUAGUUCGAUCCUCCGGCGAUUCAGACCCACAAGCCGCAGAGCAGAUCUGAUUCUUUCGAACCAGGCCCGUGUAGUUGCGAUUUUCCUGCUUUUGAUGCAUUUUGGCGGCAACCCACUGUUCUAUCUACCUUGUUCCAGAUUACCCGUAGACUAAGAAGGUUAGAUUUGUGAGUUCGUAUCAAUUCAAACCCCAACCAGCAAGCGUUCGAAGCUGUUUGGCGGCGUUCAGUAGGGUUUGGUAUGGAUAGUAAGUACAGCAGAGAGUCGUCGGAUGAGGAUGAAAUGAAAAGGAAAACAAAUAGACAGCCCCAUAGUAGUAGAAAAAGAGAUAGACAACAUGGUCAUCAUGAAGAUGAUAGUGAUUCUUCCGAUGCCAGUGAAGGAUACAGGGGUAGACGACAUGAGAAGAAAGAUGACGACCAGGCUAAGAGAAUUAGUGGGAAUAAUGAUGGCCACACACAUGAAAGGUGGCAGAACGAAGAUGAAAAAAAGACUGCAUCUCAACGAUUUCCUGAUGAAGGUUACAAGAGAAUAGACAGAGAGAAUAAUGGGCAAGGUAGAGACAAAAGGCAUCACGAUGGAAAUCGGUGCAGAGAGCAAGAGAGAGGAGACCGGAAAGAAUCACAUCAAAGUUUUGAGGCAGAAGAGCAGAGAAUGGACAGAGACAAAAAGAGGCACAAUAGAGACAGAAGGCAUCAAAGUGAACAUAGGCAGAGAGAACAGGAGCGAGUAGAUCGGAAAGAAUCACACCAAAGUUCUGAUGAAGAUGAGCGGAGUGUAGAUAAAGAAAAAAAUAGGCACGAUAGAGACAGAAGGCAUCGGGGUAAAAAUCCACACAGAGAACUAGGGAGAAGUGGCAAGAAAGAAUCAUAUCAAAGUAACGAUGAAGAUGAACAGAUAACUGGGAGAAACAAAAAUAGACAUGAUAGAGACAGAAGACAUGAAGAUGAAAAUCAGCAUAGUAGAGAAAAAGAGAGAGGAGACCAAAAAGAAUUAUAUCACAGUUAUGAUGAAGAUGAGUGGAAAAAUAGGAGGCAUGACCGUAGACAACGUGAAACAGAGAAUGGAAAUAAAAUUACGGAUCGCCAUUUGCGUCAUGAUUCAAAAGAUGAGCGUGACAAGGAAUUGCAUAGAAAAUCUGAAGAUCGAAGGAAUUGGACUGAUAAUGAUAGGGAGAGGAAGCAUUCAAAACAUGAUUACAAGUCUAGCAAUUCUCAAGAUCAACGAGAUAAGGAGGUGAGUGGAUGGAGGGAGGAUAGAAGAAACAUUGGGGGGAAAGAAAACGUUGGUACAGGGACUCUCAACCAUCUACAACCACACAGACAGGAAAAACAGUCUGAAAACAAUCUGAAUCCUGAUGCUUCAAAUCUGGGGAAGAGUGGGGGGGUUUAUAUUCCACCAUUUAAGUUGGCCAGAAUGAUGAAAGAGGUUGAAGAUAAGAGCAGCAUUGAGUAUCAACGUUUGACAUGGGAUGCACUUCGAAAAAGUAUUAAUGGGCUUGUCAACAAGGUCAAUGCUACUAAUAUAAAAAAUAUCAUUACAGAGUUAUUUGCAGAGAACCUGAUCAGGGGUAGGGGUCUAUUUUGCCGUUCCUGCAUGAAGUCACAAAUGGCAUCUCCAGGGUUCACUGAUGUAUUUGCAGCACUAGUUGCUGUUGUGAAUACCAAAUUUCCGGAAGUGGGCGAUCUUCUAUUGAGAAGAAUUAUCUUGCAGCUCAAAAGAGCAUAUAAACGGAAUGACAAGCCUCAACUACUAGCGGCCGUAAAAUUUGUAGCACAUUUAGUUAAUCAGCUGGUGGCACAUGAAAUAAUUGCAUUAGAGUUACUCACUGUGUUGCUGGAGAAUCCUACAGAUGACAGCGUGGAGGUGGCCGUUGGUUUUGUUACUGAAUGUGGAUCAAUACUUAAUGAUCUUUCUCCUAAGGGGCUUCAUGGAAUAUUUGAGCGUUUUCGUGGAAUUCUUCAUGAAGGAGAAAUAGACAAAAGGGUCCAGUUUCUGAUAGAAGGCCUAUUUGCAAUAAGGAAAGCAAAGUUUGAGGGCUAUCCAGCUGUUCGUCCAGAACUGGACCUUGUAGAGCAAGAAGAUCAGUUAACUCAUGAAGUAUCUCUGCAAGAAGAGAUAGAUCCUGAAAUUGCUCUUGAUAUCUUCAAAUCUGAUCCAAAUUUCCUUGAAAAUGAGAAGCGUUAUGAGGAUUUAAAGAAAAAUAUACUUGGUGAGGAAUCUGAGGAUGAAGAAGACCGAUCUGAUGCUGGAUCAGAUGAGGAUGAGGAGGAAGAGGAUGAAUCUGAAGAAGAAGAUGAGGAGCAGAUGCUAAUAAAUGAUGAAACAGAAACCAAUCUUGUGAACCUCAGAAGGACAAUUUAUCUGACAAUUAUGUCCAGUGUAGACUUUGAAGAGGCCGGGCACAAGCUUCUCAAAAUUAAACUUGAGCCUGGUCAAGAAAUAGAGUUAUGCGUCAUGCUGUUGGAAUGUUGCAGUCAGGAGAGAACUUAUCUUCGAUAUUAUGGUCUGUUGGGGCAAAGAUUUUGCAAGAUCAACAAGGUGCAUCAGGAAAAUUUUGAGAAAUGCUUUGUCCAGCAAUACUCGAUGAUUCACAGGCUCGAAACUAAUAAGCUAAGAAAUGUGGCCAAAUUUUUUGCCCACUUACUCGGGACUGAUGCUCUCCCAUGGCAUGUUUUGUCCUACAUUCGAUUGACUGAAGAAGACACCACAUCUUCAUCUAGGAUUUUUAUUAAGAUCCUUUUCCAGGAACUGUCGGAGCAUUUGGGAAUUCGACUGUUGAAUGAACGCCUGACGGAUCCAACAAUGCAGGAUUCGUUUGAGUCCAUAUUCCCUAGGGACAACCCAAAAAACACGAGAUUCGCUAUAAACUUCUUUACGUCUAUUGGGCUUGGUGGACUGACAGAGAAUUUGCGAGAGUAUUUGAAGAAUAUGCCGCGGCUGAUCAUGCAACAGCAAAAACCAGUGUCGGAGUCGGAUGAGGAGUCUGGAAGUAGUGAUUCGUCAGAUUCAGAUUCAGAUUCAAGUGUGUCAUCAGAUUCAUCAGAAAGUGAAGAAGAGGAAGAAGAUAGGAGACGUGGAAAAAAGAGAAGAAAAAGUGGAAGGUGAUGAUAAUGUUUGUAUAUUUUGUCCAUUAGCUGUUAGCAAGAUAUGGUGUGAUGUGUUAACUUUUUGAUUGUUUCCCCCUUGACGACACAGUAUUUUAUAUAUGCAAUGACGAUGAUAAAGAUGAUUCUCAUUC
Messenger RNA from Cucurbita moschata (crookneck pumpkin), 3547 nucleotides. Its product is annotated as pre-mRNA-splicing factor CWC22 homolog. Gene Ontology annotation, molecular function: RNA binding; protein binding. Gene Ontology annotation, cellular component: catalytic step 2 spliceosome. The record is from RefSeq and is a predicted model, not a curated record. Gene Ontology annotation, biological process: mRNA splicing, via spliceosome. The transcript is spliced from 8 exons. Lineage: Eukaryota; Viridiplantae; Streptophyta; Magnoliopsida; Cucurbitales; Cucurbitaceae. Bases 547 to 3414 code for a protein of 955 amino acids.